Molecule: messenger RNA, 841 nt
Organism: Gymnogyps californianus (California condor)
Lineage: Eukaryota; Metazoa; Chordata; Aves; Accipitriformes; Cathartidae
Gene: LHFPL4
Product: LHFPL tetraspan subfamily member 4
Exons: 4
Coding region: 13-681 (222 amino acids)
Biological process (GO): gamma-aminobutyric acid receptor clustering; sensory perception of sound
Cellular component (GO): postsynaptic membrane; plasma membrane; inhibitory synapse
Molecular function (GO): GABA receptor binding
Source: RefSeq, a predicted model, not a curated record
GCGGCCGGCAGGAUGCUGCCCUCGCAGGAAGCCUCCAAGCUCUACCAUGACAACUACGUGCGGAACUCGCGCGCCAUCGGCGUGCUCUGGGCCAUCUUCACCAUCUGCUUCGCCAUCAUCAACGUGGUGGUCUUCAUCCAGCCCUACUGGGUGGGCGACAGCGUCAACACGCCCAAGCCCGGUUACUUCGGGCUGUUCCACUACUGCGUGGGCAGCGGGCUGGCGGGCCGGGAGCUGUCGUGCCGCGGCUCCUUCACCGACUUCAGCACCAUCCCCUCGGGCGCCUUCCAGGCGGCGGCCUUCUUCGUGCUGCUCUCCAUGGUGCUGACGCUGGGCUGCAUCACCUGCUUCGCCCUCUUCUUCUUCUGCAACACCGCCACCGUCUACAAGAUCUGCGCCUGGAUGCAGCUGCUGGCAGCGCUCUGCCUGGUGCUGGGCUGCAUGAUCUUUCCCGACGGCUGGGAUGCAGAGACCAUACGGGACAUGUGCGGGGAGAAGACGGGGAAGUACUCCCUGGGAGACUGCUCCGUGCGCUGGGCUUACAUCCUGGCCAUCAUCGGUAUCCUCAACGCCCUCAUCCUUUCCUUCCUGGCCUUUGUCCUCGGCAACCGGCAGAACGACCUGCUGCACGAGGAGCUCAAGACAGAGAGCAAAGAUUUUGUCGGCACUGCGAGGAUAUAAGGCCGAGCACCCGCAGCAGGACCCUCUUCCCGCGGCCGGCAGCCUGGGCGCUCCCUCCCUGUCCUGCCCUUCGUCUGCUGCCAGCGGCCAUGCAGCGUCCCGCGCCGCCCCUCGGGCCCCGCCGCCCGCGCCGGGGACGUGCCAGCCGCCCGCCGCGUCC